AUGACCCGACUUUGGGCUUAUAAUUUGGUGACCGGUUGUCGAUCACUUCAUGUUUCUUUACCUCACAACGCCAUGUCAUAUACGAAGGAACCGAAACCACUCCCUUGGAGUGAUGAUAAAAAAAAUCCACUGGGAUGGGCUAAACGUCUAUUCCGAAUGCAAGAAUCUCAACAAUUGCUCAGCCAAUCGAAGGAACCUCCUUUACUGCAUAUGAUCUGUCGGCUAAAGCCUAUGAAGGGAGUCAUUCACUACCAGAGAGCCAUCCUUGAAAAAUAUGGUCUUGGAAAGGACACAAAAAAUCACAACUGGGUAGUCGUUAAAAAUACUCCAUCAGUCAACCGAGAUUUAUACGAGAUAAAACAUCUUAUCCGGAUACAGCCUGUUAUUUUCGAGAACGGGUUACCAACUGAAUCUGAUUUACUUGCCUGUAGACUGCUUCCAGACGGCAGAUUUUUCAGACAUCGGGGUCUUUCUGUUGAUUCUCAGUUAUUGGAUUCUUCAGAACCGAACCAAACAAACCUAUCGGUGUACAAUCCUAAUCGACCUUAUGAUUUAAAAGCUUUAUUACAUUCUAAUAAAGAAAAUUUCAGAUAUCUAAGCAGUGCAUACCUAAGAAAGUGGCACAACAAAAGAUGGGCCAAUCAUGACUUCUUCAAGGAGUUUUUCACUUCACACUACAAAUACAAACUUAAUCAAGAUGGAAAUGAAUAUCGUUAUAGUGGUCUUUCGCGAUUAGACAAAGCAAUAACUCAUUCACUUGAGUCUAGAAGAAACCCCGAUGGAACUCUUAAGCAGCCAAACUGCAAUCGUUUUGAUGCUGAUUGGAAUACUUAUCCUUGGUCAAGAUAUUAAAAUUUAAACCUGUUGGUUUAGGAUUUUCUUGCCAUGAUCGUUUCGAGCU
This is a messenger RNA of Schistosoma intercalatum, 901 nucleotides long. NCBI's taxonomy places the organism in Eukaryota, Metazoa, Platyhelminthes, Trematoda, Strigeidida, Schistosomatidae. The record is from the annotation of a GenBank genome assembly.